Molecule: messenger RNA, 5089 nt
Organism: Agrilus planipennis (emerald ash borer)
Lineage: Eukaryota; Metazoa; Arthropoda; Insecta; Coleoptera; Buprestidae
Gene: mAChR-B
Product: muscarinic acetylcholine receptor gar-2
Exons: 4
Coding region: 736-3210 (824 amino acids)
Biological process (GO): adenylate cyclase-inhibiting G protein-coupled acetylcholine receptor signaling pathway; chemical synaptic transmission; G protein-coupled receptor signaling pathway, coupled to cyclic nucleotide second messenger
Cellular component (GO): synapse; plasma membrane; dendrite
Molecular function (GO): G protein-coupled acetylcholine receptor activity; G protein-coupled serotonin receptor activity
Source: RefSeq, a predicted model, not a curated record
AUUAUUGUAAUUAUUUGUUUACAUUGGUAAUUCAUUACAAAUGCAAUGUCGUUAUUAAAAGGAUAAUACUGAACAAUAAUUAGGAUUAUUACUUAAGAUGAGGAAUAGAAAGAGGACGAAUUGGAAAAGUAGAAAUUGUUUAAUGAAACUGCAGUUUCUCGAUCUUAAAUAAGAUUAUUUCUUGCGGUCUUGAUGUGGCUUUGAACUAAGGAUAGAUAGAUGACAAACUGUUUGCAUGUGUACGUGUGUGUGUUUAUGUGACAGUGUAUCGAUCAAAUUUAUUAUUUAUAGAUAUUAUAAUACUAAUAAACCGAUUUAUUCGUUUGUUGCAUGAUAAAAUUGCGCCGCGAGCUUUUGUCGCUCAGUCUGUGCAUGGCUUUAAGAUUUUCUUAAACAACUGACUGUCUGCACAUGCUCGAUAGGUACAUAUCUAACACAGGACAAGAAAUUGCACGCAUGCUCGUCUUUAAAAAGUGAAAGUGUCCUUGAGUCAGUUGUGUCGGUGAGCUUUCGGGUAAUGGUUUUCGCACGGAAUAUUUAAUUGUGAAUUUAAAUACGUUAAUAACAAAAUCGGCGUUUUUGCAAUGGUGACUUUAAUAAAGAGUGGUAGUGAAAAUAUAGUGUUUUGGAUGCAAAACUUUAUCUAUCACAAGUGUUCGGUAUGGAAUUUGGACGAGAAAGAUGUAAAUUUUAAUGGCAAACGACUGGUAAUAAGAAAGCCAAAUGAUUUGAAAUAUGCAGGAUCAGGAAAACUCUACUGACUUUGAAAGCCUCUCUUCAGUUUCAUCUUCGAAGAAUCAAACCACUCCCAUCUUUUCUAUUGGAUUAGAAUUCAUAACGCAAUGGAGACUUCAGAGGCAACGCGAACGCCUGUGUCGAGAAGUUUACAAGGAUUGGACCUUCGAAGACUGCAUCCAAAACCUCAACAUCUCAAUAUCAUGGCCUUUCUACACGGACAAAAUCGAAACGUGGACCGAAAAUAGUUCGAUCGAAAACGAGACCAUCACUUUCUCGGUAUCCACAGACGAUGGUUUCACACCUGUUCUUCCACCCUUCGAACUGUGGCAGACCAUCAUAAUUUCCAUAUGCUUGGGGAUAUGCAUCAUCCUCACAAUAUCUGGAAACGUGUUGGUUCUUCUUGCCUUUCUCGUUGAUCAAAAUAUCCGACAACCUAGCAACUACUUCAUCGCAUCCUUGGCUGCAACAGAUAUGCUUAUUGGAACGAUUUCGAUGCCAUUUUACACGGUUUACGUUUUAAUGGGGUAUUGGGAUUUGGGACCACUAUUGUGCGACCUUUGGCUGUCAGUAGAUUAUACGGUUUGUCUCGUUUCUCAAUAUACCGUGCUCCUCAUUACCAUCGAUCGGUUUUGUUCUGUGAAAAUUCCCGCUAAAUAUCGAAGUUGGAGAACGAAACCAAAAGUCAUUUGGAUGGUUACAAUAACAUGGAUCAUUCCCGCUCUUCUCUUCUUCAUCAGCAUCUUCGGGUGGGAACAUUUCGUUGGGUACAGGGACCUUUUACCGGGUCAAUGUGCAGUUCAGUUCCUCAAGGAUCCCAUUUUUAACACGGCACUCAUCAUCGGAUAUUACUGGACGACUCUGGUGGUACUGUUCAUACUCUAUGGGGGUAUUUACAAGACGGCGUACGACAUGCAGAAAAAGAGCGAGGCGAAACAAAGGAAGAUGCAUUCCAUGGUGGCUCUCAGUGCGGGGGCGAUGACCGGCAUGGCUGGAAGAGCAGCCGGUAUCGGUUUGUCUAAAACUCAAAGUACUCUUUUGAGCCAGGACAAAGUCCAAACAAACUUGACUCCAAAUACUAACAAAGUUCCAUUAGAUACUCUUACAAGUAACACUUUAACGGUAAAGGAUAAUCAGCCUGGUGGUGGUGGUGGUGGUGGUACUUCUGGUGAAUCUAGUUCAAGUCAAAAAACUAGCAGUCAAAGAAGUAACACCACAAUAACCACGACGAUAGCAACAGCCGACAUGACUACGGAAAGACGAGCAUUCAUCAUACCUCCCACGCAUGUUACUGCAGAAGAAAAAUUCGAAAGAUCCAGUAGCCCCGCGUUCGAUUCGGAUGAGGAUUGUCCUUCCACUCCUUGUCUGCAAGAUUUGUCCAAGAAACGGGCUUCUGUGGUUGGAAUUCUCGUCAAAUCCAGCGUCCCGCCAGUAAACGCUGUUAAUAGAACAUACAAAAUAAACGGGUCGCUCUUCCCUGAACAAAUGGAUAAUACUGAAAGACGAAAAUUAUCUCCAGAUACUGCCCAGUCGCUUCCACAAAUCGAAGAGAACAAUUCGGGUACAAACAGUUUGCAAUCUUGCGCAGCUAACGUGAACGUUUACUCUCCUGAGUUCUCCUUAAAAUCCCAAAGCAUCAUAACGCCCCCAUCGAAAUUCCAAGACAGCAGCGCGUCGCCUUGCAGCACCCUUAAUUUAAAAAACCAAACCUUAACUAAAACACAUAGGACAUGUGAUGUACUAUUAGGAUUAGAUAACGCCGAUCUGAGAUUCAUGGAUGAAAGUUCUGUAGCAGUUUCCUCUGUCGCUUACGAAUCACCACCAUCCAGUAUAAUUCAGGAAUCGUCAUCGAUCAAGUCCAGCGUCCAAGCGUCCUCCAAACAAGUCACCCCUUUACCAAUAUGUAAACUGAACAAGACGGACACUGAGAUUAUCCUGACGCAGGACAAAACAGUUGUAAAUAGUGUGGUAGUCGUAGAAAAAGUUAGUCAGAGGGAAGAGACUGUGGGUUCGGAUGAAAAAACGUCUGGAACCGCGUCUAGUCCCAGUGCCAUUGUGACAACUAAAGUUGAAUUGAACAGAAACCAAACCAGUACCAGAACCAUAAUCGAUGGUUGUAAUUCGAAUAAAAGAAGUUUCGUCAAAAGCUUCGGGAAGCGCUUAAAACUGGGAACGAAGAGAAAGGAGCAAUUCGGACGCCAGAAAUCGAAAUCGGAAAACCGAGCUAGAAAAGCAUUGAGGACAAUCUCUUUUAUAUUGGGUGCUUUCGUGGUUUGUUGGACGCCGUAUCAUAUUCUAGCCCUAGUCGAGGGUUUUUGUUCCGAACCACCAUGCACCAACGAACAUUUAUUCAUGUUCUCUUAUUUUUUAUGUUACGCCAAUAGUCCAUUGAAUCCGUUUUGCUAUGCGCUCGCUAAUCAACAGUUUAAGAAAACAUUCACGAGAAUCCUCAAGGGAGAUCUACACGUUACGUAAUCUCGUCUUUACAAUAAUAAAAUAACUGCUUUGGGCCUUGAAACAAAAGACACAUUAAGUCAAUAAUACAUUAUCCAGACAAUAAUAAAUUUCGUGGCAUAUUAGCUCAAUGAGAAAAAAUUGGGAUUGUUGCUAUUUCUUCUAAAUUUUGAUACCCAUUGGUUUUUACUUGCUUCCCUCUUUUUCGUGUCGAUAAUUGACGCAUACAAGUCCGUGCAAUCUCGUUAGGGUGCUUUUAGACUAAGCGAACUAUUAUUAAUUCAUGUUCAGCGUCACGCGUGGAGGUUUCUGUUAAAAAGAACCGACCGAACUGUUUUCGUUAUUGAUUUAAGAUUUCCUGUUUUUUUUUGCGUAUAAUACAGCAAAAUAAUCAAAUGAUGUCAUUACAAAAUAUGACAGAUGUAGGACAUCGCUUACUAGUAAGUAAUAAUGUAAAUAUAAUUAUCUUUGGCAAUAUUUUUUCAGGUUUCAAAUUAGAUUUUCAUGCGGUUCUCUCAUAUUUCAGAAAAUUUAGGACAGUAUGCAAUUAUCUGUCGUUUAAACUACGCUUAUUGUGCUUUCUUACUACCGUAGUCUAAACACACCUUCAUGUGUAAAGCAAUGGUACGGAUGAGUAGGUUUUUGGGAAGCAAGUAAAGAUUGUUGUUAACGAAACAAAAUCUCAAUUUUUUCUACAAAGAAAAAAGUAAUAUUAGUAAGCUUGUUGUUAGUAAAUUGUUGUACUUAUAACAUUAUUGUAGUAUCUACUUGACGUUAAUUGCUUCAAAAAUAGGAUUAAGUUUUCUUAAUUUCAUUGAUAGAAUGAUAUGAAUCUUCCUGAUUAUAUUCUGUACGAGCCCUAACAGAAUAAAGUCAGGAAAUGCAAAAAUCUAAAAACUACUUCUUGAUUUUGUACACAUUCCAAAAAUCUAUUGAAUACUCAUUCCGCAUUUUAAUUAAGUACUUUAAUUUCUGAGUGAUACAUUUGUGUGAUAUUUUUUUAUUUUAAUUGAUAUUUAUUAGGAGUACAGUAUAAUUAAUUUUUGUACUUUAAUAAAGUGCGACUAAAGUUUACAAAUUGAUGGCAGCUCUACUCUACUAUUUCAGUAGUUACAAAAAUGUUUCAAUGGGUUUGUACAGAUAAUAAUUGAUAUAAAAGUGACAUGUUUCUGCCUAUGCAUCAAAUAUUUUUUAAGCAGGAGCAUGUUACUUUUGGUAAAUAUUUUGAGCAUAUUUACUAAAAGGUGUUAAUUGUGCUAAAGUGCUACUUGGAGUGCUUCAGCGAAUCAAUGUGAUUACCGAUGACUCAACACUGAGUACUCAUCUUCUCUAACACUCUAUAGUAUCUGCAAAUGCAAAAUUUUGUAUUAAUAUAACUGAAAAUUCAUUGAUAUCUCUUAAUUGUAACGUUAUACAAUAAUUAUUGUGUGACCCAUACUCGAUGGAUUGAUUUUACUUUCGUUAUCGCGAAAUAGUUGAUUUAGGAAUGUAGAUAUAGCAAUGAAUAUUUAUUGAUAAAUAACAGAUUUUGAAACGUGAAAGUGGAAGAAUCAUUGUGAUUUUAUAUUUAUGGUUUUCAUAAAACAUUUGCCUAGUCAAUUCCAUUAGAUAUUUGAUUAUUUAAAAACGAUUACAUAAUAUUCAAUAAGUCUGUGAUUUAUUUACACCUAAGUAGAUUUAGUGUUUAUGGAGUACGUUUGUAAUUGUGUAUAGGUAGAUUAUUUAUUUAUUUAUUGACCCCCUCAACAAAUAGAUGACGUUUCAAAAAUAUCGUGUGUCAAUAACUACGUAGGUGUAUACCGUCAUACAUAUAAAACCAUAUCAACUUUUCUGAAUAAAAAUUCGCACACAUAUCCUAUCUACUAAUAAAUAAUAUAAAUAUUUAUUUUUUUUUAUUUGA